This is a messenger RNA of Phycodurus eques (leafy seadragon), 2933 nucleotides long. It is a transcript of the gene c1qtnf4, whose product is annotated as C1q and TNF related 4. The record is from RefSeq and is a predicted model, not a curated record. Gene Ontology annotation, molecular function: protein binding. Lineage: Eukaryota; Metazoa; Chordata; Actinopteri; Syngnathiformes; Syngnathidae. The transcript is spliced from 3 exons.
AUGGGCAAAGGAGGGGAGAGCUAAUAGAAGGAAAAAGAGGAGGGUGAGCAGGGGGAGAUAGAGAGGAAGGGAGAGAGGUUUAUCCAAACGGCGCUCGGGAGUCGGAAGUUUCAAUGCUGCUCUAUGCUUCGCGCACACAACCAAGAGAGAUUACCCAAAACACAUAUGCAAAGAGAUACGAUGCUGCUCUCAGCAAGCCUGAUGAUUGGCUUGCUGUGCCUGAGCCACACGGGUGCUGUGAUGGGUUUCGCUCAGCUGCUGAACAAUGCUGAAUUACGGUCAGCUUUCUCAGUCGCACGAACCAACAGCAUGGAAGGUGGACCCAAGAUGACGGUGAUCUUUGACACAGUCUACGUCAACAUUGGUGGAGAUUUUGACCCAAAAACUGGCUUGUUUCACUGCCGCAUCCCUGGGGCCUACUACUUCUCAUUUACAGUGGGAAAAUUCCCCCAUAAAGACUUGUCUGUGAUGCUGAUGAAGAACAGAAAUGAGGUGCAAGCCAUUGUGUAUGAAGAGAAUGCUGGAGAGGAGAGGAAGGUACAGAGCCAGAGUAUCAUGCUGCAGCUGGAGUUUGGCGACACCAUCUGGCUCCGUCUCCAUGGGGAUCCGCGCUAUGCCCUCUAUAGCAACACUGGGCACUACACCACCUUCAAUGGUUACCUCAUCUACCCUGACACAUACGACUACCAGGCACACCGCUCGCAGCAGCACCAUACAGCCUAUAACUCCCACAAGCUUCAACAGGACAACAUGCCAAUGUGGAAUAGUCACCAGACCACAGUGGAUGUUGGGUCUGAUCUGAAGAACACGGUGGGCGAGAUGGAGCCACGUCGUGAUGAUGACGAGGAGCAAGAGGAAGAGGAGGAGGAAGACCCACAAUCUGCUUUCUCAGUGGGGCGUACACAGAGUAUAUUAGGAGUGAAUAAGAUAGGUAUGUCACAGCACAAGCCAGUCAGCUUUGACACGGCGUUUGUCAACAUCGGGGAGGACUUCAACUUGACGGAGGGGAUUUUCAAGUGCCGUGUUCCUGGUGCGUACUAUUUCUCGUUCAACAUGGGCAAGCUUCCUCAGAAGACUCUUUCCGUCAAGCUGAUGAAGAACCACCUGGAAGUGCAGGCAAUGAUCUAUGAUGACAGCCCCGGAGAGAAAGCUCUGCAGAGUCAGAGCUUGAUGCUCUCGCUGAAAGCAGGUGACAUAGUGUGGCUCUACUCCCACCAGAGAGAUGGCUUUGGAGCUUACAGCAACCACGCCAAAUACAUCACUUUCACUGGCUUCUUAGUGUACCCAGACUUCCCCGCCACAACUGCUAUUAAUGCCACCAGUCAGUCACAUGCAGAAAAGAAGCCCUAGCUACAGUGUCUUCGCUACAAACUAAAUGUUGAGGGUGGAAUUCAUGCAAAUUGGUGGGCAUUAUUGAUUAUUCAUGGCAUACUUCCUCUUCCUGUGAAUUCCUUUGUUAUGUUACAAAGACCUUGGACUGAAAGCAGAGCUUGAUUGAAUGAAUGAUUAUCUCCAUAACUUCCAGUAAAGGGCCUCCAAAGAUGAGACUUAAUGUUUUUUCCUUAUACUGUGUUGUAGUUCAGACUGUGGUUGAAAGUUAGUGGUUGAAUGUCAUGAAAACAUCAUUACCUCAUAUUCAAAUCAUUAUUGUCUCACAUCGAACUGAACAAAGCACAGCUGAAUUUACUUCGAACUGUAGUUUAAUGUCAUUAAAUGGGGUGGCACAUUUUUUUAAUUCCUGAAACUUCACUCUGGACCUUUGGUCAUGUGCAGAAAUGUGAGCCAACCUCUUCAGUUUUUUAAACAGCUAUUAAACUAAAAAAAGUAAGGAAGGACAAAUGUUUAAUUUUAAAUUUAUUGUGUCUAGUGUUUCUGCCUGUAAGUCUUCUUUUUCAUUCUAUUUACCAAAACAAAACAAAAAUGUCAUUGUUGACAAAAUUGAUUAUUCCCAUUUUAAGUGUCACUCACACUUUAAAAGAGCCACAAGGACAGCUGAGGACAAAACUAACUUAACACCUCCAUAUUCAUCCCUUAUGCGUUGUUGACCACAUGCCAUGACUAAGCCUGUGGAAGUGGGCAGUGUAAUUUGAUUUCUAAUGAACGCAGUAAAAUAUUUAAUUUCAACCUUUUCUUAAAGUAAUUAAUUAAAGCACUCAUGCAAAGAGGAUAACCAAUCACCAUAUCAGAAGGCUCAGGCACUUGAAGAGAUUUUACAAAUCAACAUGUUUUUAUGACAUCAUUUAAAAACAAGAUUCAAUAUUUGUAAGAAAAAGAGCAACAGUGGGGGAAUUUUUGAAACAUGUAUAGGAAUGAUUUUACCUUGAGCAAAAAUAAAGCAUUUAUAUUUUCACCUCUAAAAAUUAUUUAUAUUAAAUUUGACAAAACAUAGCUCCAUCAAGUAAUAUAAAGCAACUUUCUAGUGAAAGCAUUUAUACUGCACUCAUCAUAACAGAAGACUGCAGAAAGAGUUUCUUUUGCAGGAGUAGCAAAAGAUUGACUUACUGUACAGUCAUGGUUCAUUUUCCGACAGACACACGCAUGCAUGCACGCACGGACACAUAAACACACACACUUAAUUCUCCAACCUCACAGUGAUCUCUUUGGCACAAAAGAGAUUUUAGUCUGACUCAUCUGAUUAAAAACUAACUACGUGUUAAGUGUCCUGGCUCACACUCCCAUCAGACUGCCCUCUGCCUCAGUCGCGUUAAUUGACAUUUUUGUAAAGGUUACUCAAAUUACGCUGUGAGCUGCAGCUCAUUCCAUUUGUAUGUUCUGUUUUUUGCUGCAACUUUUCCCGAUCCAGCCACUUAGUGUCAUUCACAGCGGACCCUUGUGAAACUCACGAUCUUUCCCAAAACAUUGUACUUGUUACAAAUUAUGGAAAAUCCUAAUCAAUCCGUGUUGUGUGAAGUGAUUUGACUAUUCUCAUCUGA